AUGGCACCUCCUCCUCCUGCUGCUCCAACUCGGAGCGGCUCUCCCGCAUCUCGGCCUUCAGCUUCCAUUCCUCAUCCCACGUCUGCGACUGCGACAACGACUAUCACUCCUUCCCCAGAGACUCCAACUAGUCGCUACUCCGUUACUUCUAGAGCCAGCUCGUCUUCCUCCUCGGGCUUGGACUACUACUCCCACAACUCCCCACCACCACCCCUUUCGUCGCAACUCUACCACCACCACCAUUCCACCUCAUUUUCAGGUCAAGACUACGUUCAAUCGCCAGUACAAGUCCAAGCACAAGUACCGGUGCAUCGAAAGCCUCUCCCGCUGCCGGCGCAGGACCGGCAUGCCAGUCCACUGAUCGACCCUCCCCAUCUAUCCUCUCCCCUUUCGAUCGAGAAUAAACCCCCUCCCAUUCCUCAUCCUGCUACCGGUCCUAUAUCCCCUUCAUCUGUCGAGGGAGGCGACUCCUUUAUAUCUCCGCCAAGGAAUCCCAAUAGAUACUCUCGUGGUCGACAUCCUGCCAACCCCCUCCGUAUAGAUACUGCCCCAACAGCCGCGUUUCUCCGGUCCGUGGUUGAGGACGAAGACGACGACGACGACGAAAGCGCCGACUAUUUUGACGAAGAUUACGAGCACCAGUUCACGAAUGGAACCGGCUUUGGAACCCCCCUGCACAGUCGUCUAGUGAGCGAGCCAUUCAUCCCGAUCUUGAACUCGCCGCCCCCUACUCAGCGCCGCGCGACGAGUAUGGCCUUGCACCCUCCGAUGAACCGCCCACCCCCUUUGCAGAUUGAUGUCGAUCCACGAUCCAUGUCCAUGGGCCACACCGACCCCAGACAACCCAAAACCCCCGGAAAAAAGAUCAGCUCGUUCUUUGGUUGGAAAGCGAACACCGCUACCUCGCCCGGUGCGGAGUCCUCCAGUACUGAGAUCUCCGACGGCGGUCGAUCACCUAUGCCCUCUCCCAUGCCGCCCCUGGCCAACGUCCCCAUGGGACCUCCUUCGUCAUACGAUACCAAAGCCGCUGGCUUUGGCCCGCCUGCGCGAACGCCGUCAUUAGGGACACUCAGCGCCCACGACACCGUAUACACGUCCAAGCUGGCCGAUUUGGAGAAUGAAUUGCGCGAGAUUAGCUCCGAAUUGGCGGGCUCGAUCCGUCGGGAAAUGGAAUUGGAGGAUCUGAUUGAGCGUUUGCAAACAGAGGGACCCGAAGUCAGCCGCCGGACGAGUGACUAUUUCUCUGAUUCAGGCACGAGUUCGAUUCGAUACGGUCCUGAUCGACAGGAAGAUAUUGAAAAGAUCCGUCGGGCUGCAGAGCAGGAACGCGCGCAAUUGAAGGCCGAGUUUUCGCAGAGGCUCCAGGAAGAGCGGAUGCAGCGAACUGCGUCUGAAUCGCAUGUUCAAAUAUUGGAAAAUCAGGUUCAGCAGCUUCGGCGAGAACGAACGGAUCUAUCUGAUCUUUCAUCGAAAACGAAAGAGUUGGAAACUGCCUUGGAAAACACGAGGCGGAAGCUGCUGGAGGAACGCCAAUCAAAAGAUAACUUUGAAGAUUUACUCACAGCCAUGCGCGUGGAACUGGAGCAAUUGCGGAAUGAGCGUGAUAUCCUCCGGGAGGGUAAUGCGCCUCCCGCUUCAGACACGCAGCGAUUGAUUGAAGAGAUCGAGGCAUUGAAGAUCGAGAACGCUUCACUAGCACAGCUGCAAGGCGGACGAUUCGCAUCAAUUGCCGAGGAGGACGGUGUACAAGGGAAGCGCCAUUCGGCGUUUGGUCUUUCACGAUCCAACUCGCUCGCUCGGAAGCCCACUAGUGGUCUUGCGCGCUCGGGUUCCCUGUCCCGCUCCAACUCGGUAUCUGGCAACAAGGACCGGGGAGAGACACGCGAGUCGCUGGUCGACAAGGUCAAGGAUAUCGAGACCCAGCGAGACGCUCUCCACCGUACACUGAGAAGCCUCUUGAACCGCCACGCUUUCCAAGAGCGCGAGUUCAUGAAGCAGACUCGCCUUCUGGAGGCCGAGGUUCUGCGUGCUCAAGAAGCUGGCCCGCCACGUAAACUGGGCUAUGAGCGAGAGGUGCGCAGCCUGCGGGAUGAGGUGAACCACCUGCGCUUGCGCGCCGAAGAUGCGCUGGAUGGCAAGUGGCAGUGCGAGAAGAACUUGGCGGGUCUCAAGAUGGAUCUAGACCGCGCUGAGCAAGAGACUAGCUCCCUUCGGGUCCUCCUUCAGGAACACGAUACCGAGGUGCCCGAAUGGCUCGAGGCGGAUCAGGAAAGCUUUGCCGAGGUCAUGGCAACCUCAUCUUCUCUGGAGUCUGCCUUCCAACAGCUUCAGGCUGAUAGACAACACGCCGAGGCCAGCGGCCAAUCGGCUGAGCUGGAGGCGAUCAACAAGCGCAGCAACGAACUCGCUGGUUAUGUCCACCAGCAAUUGCAGGUCAACAGCUCCUUCGCGGCCGUCUGGCAACGGCCAUUGAUAAGGAACCAGAUGAAGGAGCUUGAGGAGAACCUCCUGAACGCUCAGAACCAUUCUGAAGAGGAACUGAGCAAGCACGAGGAAGAAAUCUGCCUGCUGAAGGAGAACCACAAUGCCCAGCUCCAGCGCAUGAAGAAUGGUUCUCGCACGCCAGCUAACAUUUCCCCACGACCACCAAAUACGCCCUUCGCCGGCCGGUCCCCACGCCUGGACAAGACCACCAGUGGUGAGGGUGUCCCACUGACAACCGUCGUCCAGACCGAAGUGCUAGAGAAGCACGUCAAGGCACUGGAGCGAGCCAUUCGCGAUGUAGACAUGGAGAUGGAGGAGGUAGUGGGACGGAUGAACCGCGCACAGGUUGAUGUAGCCCAGCUGCAAUCUGACAGGGAUGAGGCUCUCCGUCAGACUCGCCGGUUGCAGGUGGACAUUCAGGCCGAGAGGGAAACUCUCCGGUCGUUGAUGUAA
Messenger RNA from Penicillium daleae, 2937 nucleotides. RefSeq lists its product as uncharacterized. The record is from RefSeq and is a predicted model, not a curated record. The transcript is spliced from 5 exons. Bases 1 to 2937 code for a protein of 978 amino acids. NCBI's taxonomy places the organism in Eukaryota, Fungi, Ascomycota, Eurotiomycetes, Eurotiales, Aspergillaceae.